This is a messenger RNA of Hydra vulgaris (swiftwater hydra), 2643 nucleotides long. Its product is annotated as protein DD3-3. The record is from RefSeq and is a predicted model, not a curated record. Lineage: Eukaryota; Metazoa; Cnidaria; Hydrozoa; Anthoathecata; Hydridae.
CUUUGUGAGAAACUUCAAAAUUACUUCACCAGAGACAUUAUAUCAGUCUGUUAUUAAUUAUGUUUUAACUAACCUGCAGCCUUUCGACACAAAUGAGAAGAUUGGUUGCAAACAAUUGAUAAUUGUUUCAACACCAAUCUAAAGACUCAUCAGAUGAGUGUUUGAUUUACAAUUUGCAUCUUGACUUUUUUUAAUAGAUUAUAUUAAAAAACAGUCAAGAUGUCAAUUGGUGAACGAUAGCAUGCAAUAUAGAUAAUCAUGCGUCAAAAAAUGACCAUUCUGUUACAGUAACAGCAUUUUGUUGCAUCUUCAACUAAUGGUUAGUCAGCUCAUCAUUAGUUAUACAUUUGCGUCGUAAUAAAUGACGCAAAUGUAUAACUAAUGAUGUUCUCCAGUACUCUUGAUCUUCUCUUGGUUGAUAAAUCUACCUAAAAGAGAAGAUCAGGAGUACUGGCAUGUCAACGCUUAAAAAGAUGUUAUACGUUUAAAAGUGGUUCUAGAACAGGUCCACUCAGAUUUUGGCAUUAAAGAUAAAAUCACAAAGAUUUACCACUGUUAAUGGGUCAAACAUUUGCCAAGCAUUUAACUUGUAUUUUCAAAAGUUAGUUAGUAGUCCUCAUACAACACAUACAUCUGAACAACCGCUGAUGAAGAACUAAGAAUGGAGUUUGUGUAUGUUGAUGACGCUUUUACUAAAUCUUAUUCAACUUCAGAUCUUAAACAUCACCUGCUCUCUCAUCAGCAAUGGGAAGCAAUGAUCGACUUGAUGAGUCAGGUAGAGAGCGUGACAAUGGAAAUCGGUUGUUUGACUCUCAAAAUAAUGCACGUGGUGGGUAUAAUGUUGGAAAUUUGUAUUAUUAUGAAGGAUCACAACUGACAAUUGAGUGGACUAAUCAACAUUCUUGCGGUGGGCCUAAUGCCAAUUGUGAAAUUGUUCUACAGUAUAUGUGCGGUGAAAAUCUACGAGAUGGUCUUAAAACAAGUAUAAUACCUACUAAUCCUGCAAGUUGUACAAAUAAUAAUUGUAACACUGAUCAAAACUUUGGCAUGAAUGAAGAUUACGACUACUACAUGAAAUGUAUAAAAACAAAAAGAAACAAAGGAUUAUUCACUGCUACUCAGGUUUUAGGUGGAGACACAGCACAGUUUACUCGCCAAAAUUCUCAAGGCACACGUAGUGGUUACGAAUGCCCUGAAGAAAGAGAUUAUUAUCCUUAUUGGAGGCCUACUCCCUGGAAGGAUAUUGUGGUAAUGACAAAUAAUGUGAGUCGAUGCAACUGGUAUCAACAAGAAAGUGAAAAUGUGAAACCCAGGUACGCAUGUGUUCCACCAGCUGGUUACAUGGAUGCUCUUAUACAAAAUAAACUAAGUAGUUUUUUGGAAAUAACAAAGGAAAACUGUGAGACAAUAGAAUGGCCUAGGGGUUCUAAAAUAAAAGCUAAAUGGACAGAAAUGCCAAGCAAGAAUUUAAACUUUCCUGAUUGCAUUUUAUCACCUAUAUCGCGAGAUAAUCAUAAUGGCAAUGGGUUUGGAGGGUUUGCAAACACAUACAAUUGGACAAUACCAAAUGAUAUUCAUGAGAAUUGUGUACUACGUCUUCGAUAUAACAUUUCUACUGGUGACUUUCCAACAACUGUUGACUCAUCAAAUAACAACUUUGUUAACAAUAUAAAAAUUGGACCUUUGGUUGGGCUUUCAGACACUGAGGCCAGUAAUAGAGGAUAUGUUUUUAACAACAAUCCUGUUGUUCAACCAAUAAAAGUUGGUAAUUCAAUAUUAGGUAAAAAGUUGAAUCUUGCGUUAGCUAUUAACACUGCUCAGUAUGGAAGAACAUUUCAAGACAGGAGUCAUCGAUUUGCAAUUCGACCACGUCCUAGUUCAUUUAAUGGAGUUCAAAUGUACAACUUAAAUGUUCGUGGUAAGCGAGGAAAUAUUGUUCAAGUAUAUCCAGGAGUUGAAUAUGACUUUGUACCAAGUCGUCUUACUCUAUCAGUUUCAGAUGCAAUUCAUAUACAGUGGACUGGUUCAAAUACUAAUCCAAAUGAUAAUGCAGGACAAGGUAAUGCUGGAACUGAUCGUUCAAACAUUAUUUUAUUAAGAGAUCAAAAUUACCCCGAAGGCAAUCCUGGACAAGCUGCCUCCCUUGAUAACAAAAAAGGUCAUUAUGGAAAUAAUUAUCCAAUGAAUGUGAGCACGCCAAACAAAAGUUUACUAGGUUUUGGUUUGGCUGAUACCAUAAAACUAGCCAUACUCACACCUGAUGUAAUUGGUGCUAGGAAUUCAUUGCUAGCUGAUGCUGGAAGAUAUUUUGAUCUGGGCCCUCAUAUUCUUGCAAGUAAUGCAACAGGGACUUAUUACUACAUGUGCACCAGGAAUAAUAACUUUUCAAAUCGUAGCCAAAAAGGAAAAAUUAUUGUUUUACCAAAAAAUGACGUAAUUAAACAGCAAGCAAAUUCUGCUUACUAUUAUCCCAGGAGAAACCAUAAGAAAAAUACGUUUCAUUCUCACAAAUCAGCUUUAACACAAAAAAGCAAAGUAUCGUUUGUAUAGAGCUAUUUAUUGUUUUGUAUCGUUUGUAUAAAGCUGCUGACCUGCAGCUUUUAUACUUAUCAGAUUUUAUAUUCAAUGUACAUAAUUUUUAUA